Molecule: messenger RNA, 1574 nt
Organism: Pseudophryne corroboree (corroboree frog)
Lineage: Eukaryota; Metazoa; Chordata; Amphibia; Anura; Myobatrachidae
Gene: CCDC122
Product: coiled-coil domain containing 122
Exons: 4
Coding region: 453-1178 (241 amino acids)
Source: RefSeq, a predicted model, not a curated record
CAACAGAACCAGGUUUGGCUUUUGCAGGAAACAGCUGAGAACUAGAGCAGGAUUCUUGGCGCAGGUGGAUUAACACAGUGGUGCUGCGACAGAGUGGUAACGAACAGGUGAGAAUGUAAAUGCAGCACCUGGAGAGAGUCUCUAACUGCAGGUAGUUUGUAGAAGCAGAAUGUAGAUGAAGCUGUAACCAAACUGGAUGGCUGGUGCCUGUAGUUCCACGGAAGAGCUGACACAGGGAAGUCUCAGGAGACUGGAGCCAGGAACCGCUGUGCACUGAAUGCGACGCGUUGUUCAAAGCAAUGAUACUCAUCCGGAGUUCUGACUACAUACGCCCUGGUCAGCAGCCAUUGGAUAAAUGAGUCAUGUGUGCAGACACUGCGCAGGAUUGAAUGAUACCGGAGGUGGAUUUCAGGGGUGCAAAGAGGUAAAGGGUUCUGUGCACCGCGGACAGAAUGCAGAUGCAGCAUCAGGCUGGGACCGCGACCUCCGGAGGCCCGUGCACCAGCGCGCUGACAGAACUUCAUGAGCUUGAGAUGGAACUGAAGUCUGUUCUAUUGGAAGCAAAAGAAGUUGACAAAAAGAUUUGCCAAGCCGAAGGUGCAAUAGAAAAUACAACACAUCAGUGUGAAAUCUUGGAGAACCAAAACUACUCAAUUCAUGCAGAGAACAUCAGACUUAAACUAGACUUGGAAACUCAGAAAGAAGAUUUUGAAUCUAUUGUGUCAAGAAAUAAUGAAUACAGAAAGAGAAUUGCAGAAAAUAGCAAUCGGUUUUCAGUGGCGGAAAAUAAAUUACCAUUCAUGAUUGAGCUUAUUAAAAAAAGAGACACAAUCAAACUUCUAAAGAGGCAGAAAGAGGAAAUGAUCCUUGACAUUCAUAAUCCAGGAAGUGCUGCAGUAAUGCAAGUGCAGGAGGAAAUCCUUAAUAUAAGUGAGCAAGUCAAAGCAAUAGGACAAACUAUAAGUACAAAAAAGAAGAUAUACGAAGAGGAGAAAGACAAACAUGCUGUGCUCAAGAAAGAAAUAGAGGUACAGAAGAAGAGGUAUGAGGCAAUACUGAAACGUUUGCAUUCUCAACUGAACAAGACACAGCUGAACAGAAGGCAGUGUCAGUGGAACAUAGAGCAGAUGGAAAAAACAGCAUCCAGUCUAAGAGAGGGUCUGGGUAUGAUGCAGUGACAUUUCCAUGCUAGCAAUGUAUGUGUUGGGUAUCUCCAUCAUAUUGUCUCACUACUGUUCAUGUUUUUCUCAAGAGUAAAUGAAAAAUUUCUCCUGCCCGGAAUACUGUUAUUGUUGCCGUUUGUUAAAUGGUUAGUUUCUGAAGAAUUUGGCCAAUGGGAAACCUUUUGCACCAUGGACUGUGUACAGCACCCUGUGUUUUUCUGGCCUUUUUCUGGAAAUAAAAUGUACAAUCUACUGCACCUGUUCCUUGCUUUGGAGUACAUACAGUAGUUGUCUAGAGGAAGGAACAUACUGCUGCUAUUUUGAUACUAAGGCAGAGCAUAUUUGUUAACCAUCCAUACUAAAAAGUAUUGGAUAAUGUUUGAAGUGAAUUAAAGUAACUCAAUUUCCAAA